UCCUCACCGCGUGGCCAGAAGGCUGGGGAGCCAGAGGCGCUGGGACUGUCGCUCCGCUCCGGUCUUCCGGACGGCCACAGCGCCUGGCCUCAGAGAAGAGCACACCUGUGAACUAUGAAAAUGUUUUGAUCAGUGGGAUAGUCUCACUCGCUUUGGCGCCCAGCCUCUUGAUUGUGAGUUGGAGCCCUGCACUGCUUUCCUUCUCCAGAACCUCCCUCCCGAGGUGCUGGCGGGAGCGCUCCGGUGCGCCUGAGUCCAGAGCAGUGGCCGUCCCCGUCUCCAGGGGAGGGAGGCGGCCGCCGGGCCGGUCCCGUGUAGCCCGCGCCCCGGCAGGUGGAUGGCCCUCGGGGCGCGCACAGCAUGCAGUCGCUCAACAUCACCCCGGAGCAGUUCUCCCGGCUGCUGCGGGACCACAACCUGACGCGGGAGCAGUUCAUCGCGCUGUACCGGCUGCGGCCGCUCGUCUACACCCCGGAGCUGCCCGCGCGCGCCAAGCUGGCCUUCGUGCUCACUGGCGUGCUCAUCUUCGCCCUGGCGCUCUUCGGCAACGCGCUGGUGAUCUACGUGGUGACCCGCACCAAGGCCAUGCGCACCGUCACCAACAUCUUCAUCUGCUCCUUGGCGCUCAGCGACCUGCUCAUCGCCUUCUUCUGCAUCCCGGUCACUAUGCUCCAGAACAUCUCCGACAACUGGCUGGGGGGUGCCUUCAUUUGCAAGAUGGUGCCAUCUGUCCAGUCCACUGCUGUUGUGACAGAAAUCCUCACCAUGACCUGCAUUGCCGUGGAGAGGCACCAGGGACUUGUGCAUCCUUUUAAAAUGAAGUGGCAGUACACCAACCGAAGGGCUUUCACGAUGCUGGGUGUGGUCUGGCUGGUGGCAGUCAUCGUAGGAUCUCCUAUGUGGCACGUGCAACGACUUGAGAUUAAGUACGACUUCUUAUAUGAAAAAGAACACAUCUGCUGCUUGGAAGAGUGGGCCAGCCCUGUGCACCAGAAAAUCUACACCACCUUUAUCCUUGUCAUCCUCUUCCUCCUGCCUCUUAUGGUGAUGCUUAUCCUGUACAGUAAGAUCGGCUAUGAACUUUGGAUAAAGAAAAGAGUGGGGGAUGGCUCAGUGCUUCGAGCUAUUCAUGGAAAAGAAAUGUCAAAAAUUGCCAGGAAGAAGAAGCGAGCUGUCGUUAUGAUGGUGACAGUGGUGGCUCUCUUUGCUGUGUGCUGGGCACCUUUCCACAUUGUUCACAUGUUGAUUGAAUACAGCAAUUUUGAAAAGGAAUAUGAUGAGGUUACAAUCAAGAUGAUUUUUGCUAUCGUUCAAAUCAUUGGAUUUUCCAAUUCCAUCUGUAAUCCAAUUGUUUAUGCCUUUAUGAAUGAAAACUUCAAAAAGAAUUUUUUAUCUGCAGUUUGUUAUUGCAUAGUAAAAGAAACCUUAUCCCCAGCACGAAGGCACAGAAAUUCAGGAAUUACGAUGAUGCAGAAGAAAGCAAAGUUUUCCCGGAAAGAGAACCUAGUAGAGGAGACCAAAGGAGAAGCAUUCAGUGAUGGCAACAUUGAAGUCAAGUUGUGUGAACAACCCGAGGAGAAAAAACAUCUCAAACGACAUCUUGCCCUCUUUAAUUCUGAACUUUCCGAGAAUUCUGGUUUAGGGAGUGGGCAUUAA
Molecule: messenger RNA, 1656 nt
Organism: Hippopotamus amphibius kiboko
Lineage: Eukaryota; Metazoa; Chordata; Mammalia; Artiodactyla; Hippopotamidae
Gene: QRFPR
Product: pyroglutamylated RFamide peptide receptor
Exons: 6
Coding region: 361-1656 (431 amino acids)
Biological process (GO): G protein-coupled receptor signaling pathway
Cellular component (GO): membrane
Molecular function (GO): neuropeptide Y receptor activity; peptide binding
Source: RefSeq, a predicted model, not a curated record